Oikopleura dioica is the source of this 378-nucleotide messenger RNA. Lineage: Eukaryota; Metazoa; Chordata; Appendicularia; Copelata; Oikopleuridae. The record is from the annotation of a GenBank genome assembly.
AUGCCAAAAAUCCGUCGAACUCGCAAGAAAGCGCCUGAGGGCUACGAGCUGAUUGAAGAAACACUGAAUGUAGAAUCACUCUGGCCCGUCUUCAAGAUCCACCAUCAGCGAUCGCGCUACAUUUUUGACCUUUUCUACAAGCGAAAGGCCAUUUCGCGCGAGUUGUACGACUGGUGCCUUCGAGAAGGAGUUGCUGACGCGAAUUUGAUCGCCAAGUGGAAGAAGCAAGGAUACGAGAAUCUCUGCUGUCUCAGAUGCAUUCAAACGAGGGAUACCAACUUCGGGACCACUUGCGUCUGCCGCGUUCCUAAAUCAAAACUUGAGGAGGGAAAGGUCGUUGAAUGCGUUCAUUGUGGUUGCCGAGGGUGCUGCGGCUGA